This is a messenger RNA of Archocentrus centrarchus (flier cichlid), 2656 nucleotides long. RefSeq names its product info WAP, follistatin/kazal, immunoglobulin, kunitz and netrin domain containing 2a (gene wfikkn2a). The record is from RefSeq and is a predicted model, not a curated record. Gene Ontology annotation, biological process: transforming growth factor beta receptor signaling pathway. Gene Ontology annotation, cellular component: extracellular region. The transcript is spliced from 3 exons. Gene Ontology annotation, molecular function: serine-type endopeptidase inhibitor activity; receptor antagonist activity; transforming growth factor beta binding. The coding region runs from base 215 to 1945 and encodes 576 amino acids. Lineage: Eukaryota; Metazoa; Chordata; Actinopteri; Cichliformes; Cichlidae.
CGUAGCAAAAAAAUCGGACAGCUCUCAAGAUCGGGACCAGUCCCGCAAACGCCUUUCCCCCCCUCAGUUUUAUUCGUCAUCUGUUUCCAUCUGUUUUCUUUUCUCUUCUUCUUUCUUUUUGAGUGGCGAUAGUUUAACGACCUCUGAAAAUCAUUAAACUCCGGGAAAAUCCGUUGUAUUUUCGGCAUUUUAGUGCUUCCAUUACGCGCCGGAUAUGUGGUGGAUGCUGUUUCACCGAUGGAUUUGGUUUCUUCUUGGACAUUGUUAUACUCUACUCCUUUACAGAGACAGCUGCCGCGUGAGAGCGAUGCCCAUGUCUGUGGCAAAAGUAGUGUAUUCUCACGCAGGUCUUUGCCCGAAUGAUCUGAACCCUAACCUGUGGGUGGAUGCUAUGAGCACCUGCAUGCGCGAGUGCGAAUCUGACCAGGACUGUGAGACUUUUGAGAAGUGCUGCCCUAAUGUGUGUGGUAACAAGAGCUGCGUGGCAGCACGCUAUAUAGACAUCAAGGGCAACAAGGGCCCCAUUGGAAUGCCAAAGGGUGCCACCUGCGACAAGUUCAUGUGCUCUCAGCAAGGGUCUGAGUGUGACAUCUGGGAUGGCCAGCCAGUUUGUAAGUGCAGAGACCGCUGCGAGAGAGAACCCCACUUCACAUGUGCAUCUGACGGCAUGACAUAUUAUAACAAGUGCUACAUGGAUGCAGAGGCCUGUUCCAAGGGUAUCUCUAUCUCUGAGGUCACCUGCAGGUACCACCUGACCUGGCCAAACACCAGCCCACUCCCUGUGGAGACCACUUUACAUCCCACAACUGCCCUCCAGACCACCCUCCCGACUGACAUCCAGCUCCCCGCCAUACACAACGGACCCAGCCAGCAGGCUGUUUUUGUAGGUGAGACAGCUACCUUCCUGUGUGAAGUGUCUGGGAAGCCACAUCCAGAAAUCACCUGGGAGAAACAACUGAAAGGCAAAGAGAACAUCAUAAUGAGACCCAAUCAUGUCCGAGGGAACGUCGUGGUCACUAACAUCGGUCAGCUGGUUAUAUACAAUGCACAGCUUCAGGAUGCUGGAAUCUAUACGUGCACAGCCAGAAAUGUUGGCGGAAGUGUGUCGUCACACUAUCCCUUGGUGGUGAUCAAGAAAGAAACGAAAGGUAAAAAUGAAGAGGGGAACAGCACCAACCUGCCUUUUCCAGCUACUGAGUGCCUAAAGAGUCCAGACACAGAUGACUGUGGGGAAGAGACCAUGAGCUGGUACUAUGAACCAAAGAGGAACAACUGCUUCACUUUUACCUACAGUCAGUGCAAUAAAAACUUAAACCACUUUGACACCUAUGAAGCCUGCAUGCUGUCAUGUGGAGGAGAGCUGGCAGCUCCCUGUAGUCUUCCAAGCCUCCAAGGGCCCUGCAAAGCCUAUGAGCCCCGCUGGGCUUAUAGCAGCACCGUCAAAAAGUGCCAGUCAUUUGUUUAUGGAGGCUGCGGCGGCAAUGAGAACAACUUUCAAUCUAAAGAAGCCUGCGAAGAGAUGUGCCCCUUUCCGAAGAACAACAACUGCAAGGUGUGCAAACCCCGAGGCAAGAUGGUGGCCAGCUUCUGCAAGAGCGACUUUGUGAUCCUCGGCCGGGUGACUGAGCUGACAGAAGAGCAAGAGUCAGGCCAUGCUUUGGUGACAGUGGAGGAGAUUUUGAAGGAUGAGAAGAUGGGUCUCAGGUUCUUUGGCAAAGAACCGUUGGAGGUGACACUUCUAAACAUGGACUGGAACUGCCCCUGCCCCAAUAUCACUGUAGCCGACGGGCAGCUCAUCAUCAUGGGAGAUGUUCACAAUGGCAUGGCCGUCCUGCAGCCCGACAGCUUUGUAGGCUCCUCCAGUAAUCGCAGGAUCAGGAAGCUGCGUGAGGUUAUCAGCAAGAAAACCUGUGAUUUCAUUAAAGAUUUUUCUGCCAUCCAGUAGACUCUAAUAGCAACUGAAAGUUCAUUACAGGUUGUCAUUUUCAGAUAAAUCUAAACUCCAGUGACCUCAACAGUCAGACUGACUGCCAACAAACACUAACUAUAAACUUACCUGCAGGUUGUUGUCUAUAUCCUGUUUCCCUUCCUCUCUCAUUUUCCAUACUGCUCAGAAGGUCUCAGAAAAACAUUUGACAUCAUCUGUACUGUUCUCACUGUUCAUAUUAUUUCUUUUUAUUCAGUUGUGGGGUAUGCUGUCUGGAUUAAGCAAGUGGAAUAUUAAUAAUCAGGAGCAUUUACCCUGUAUAAAAAAUGUAAUCCUUUUCCUUUCCAAAUGUUACCCAGAUAUAAACUAAUGCCACUCAUAUUGCAGUAUAUUCUAAUACCAUUAGUAUAGUUGUUUUAUUUUUUUAUGGGUAUCUCACAGUUGAUAUUUUGUAACAUCUGUCCUCAGCACUUGAGCUCACUAUAAUGCCAUGUGACGCCUCAGUUCAUCAACCAGAAUCAGAUAAGCUCUUCAGUUCCUUUUUUUGGAUAAGUUUUCAUUUUUAAUACAGUAUGUAUGUGGACUUGUGUACUUCAUAUUUAUUUUUCCUGGUCUAUUCUAAUAGGGCUGUAGCUGGAGGAUAUAUACACAUGCAGAGUGUGGCUCUGUUAAUCUAAUUAACAGAUUAACAGAGACAUAUUAAUUAGUCACACGACAUGUUUUUUUUUU